GCGCUCCCGCGUCAGUGUGCUGGUGUGCGCAGGCGCGGCGAGAGUGAUUAGCCCCUUUGGGUGGGCGGCGAAGCGCGGGUGAUACCAUGGCGGGCGGUGGUGUCGGGGAGACGAAGGUGAUUUACCACCUGGAUGAGGAAGAGACUCCCUACCUGGUGAAGAUACCUGUCCCCGCCGAGCGCAUUACCCUCGGCGAUUUCAAGAGCGUCUUGCAGCGGCCUGCGGGAGCUAAGUACUUUUUCAAGUCUAUGGAUCAGGAUUUCGGGGUGGUGAAGGAAGAAAUUUCUGAUGACAAUGCUCGCCUGCCCUGCUUCAAUGGAAGGGUGGUGUCCUGGCUAGUGUCAUCAGAUACCCCUCAACCCGAGAUGGUUCCCCCAGCCCAUGAGCCUCGCACAGAAUUGGUACCUCCACCCCCACCACUACCCCCUUUGCCACCAGAGAGGACCAGUGGCAUUGGGGACUCCAGACCUCCAUCUUUUCACCCUAACGUCUCCAGCAGCCGUGAAAACCUGGAGCCGGAGACAGAAACAGAGUCAGUUGUGUCUCUGAGGCGGGAGCGACCACGCAGAAGAGACAGCAGUGAGCAUGGCGGUGGGGGCCACAGGCCCAGUGGACCCUCGAGGCUGGAGCGCCACUUGGCUGGUUACGAGAGUUCCUCCACCCUGAUGACCAGUGAGCUGGAGAGUACCAGCCUGGGGGACUCGGACGAGGAUGACACCAUGAGCAGGUUCAGCAGCUCCACAGAGCAGAGCAGUGCCUCCCGCCUUCUCAAACGUCACCGGCGGCGGAGGAAACAGCGGCCACCCCGCCUGGAGAGGACCUCAUCUUUCAGCAGUGUCACUGACUCCACAAUGUCUCUUAACAUCAUCACAGUAACGCUCAACAUGGAGAAAUACAACUUUCUGGGCAUCUCCAUUGUGGGCCAGAGCAAUGAGCGAGGAGAUGGUGGCAUCUACAUCGGCUCCAUCAUGAAGGGUGGGGCUGUGGCAGCUGAUGGGCGCAUUGAGCCUGGAGACAUGCUUUUACAGGUGAAUGACAUGAACUUUGAGAACAUGAGCAACGAUGAUGCUGUGCGGGUGCUGAGGGACAUUGUACACAAGCCAGGCCCCAUUGUGCUGACUGUGGCCAAGUGUUGGGACCCCUCUCCACAAGCCUACUUCACGCUCCCCCGAAAUGAGCCCAUACAGCCUAUUGACCCUGCCGCCUGGGUCUCCCACUCGGCCGCGCUGACCGGCGCCUUCCCAGCCUACCCUGGCUCUUCAUCCAUGAGCACCAUUACAUCUGGGUCCUCUCUGCCUGAUGGCUGUGAAGGCCGGGGUCUCUCCAUCCAUACCGAUAUGGCAUCUGUGACCAAGGCCAUGGCAGCUCCAGAGUCUGGACUGGAAGUUCGGGACCGCAUGUGGCUCAAGAUCACUAUCCCAAAUGCCUUUCUGGGCUCAGAUGUGGUUGACUGGCUCUACCAUCAUGUGGAGGGCUUUCCCGAGCGGCGCGAGGCCCGAAAGUAUGCCAGUGGGUUGCUCAAGGCGGGCCUCAUUCGGCACACUGUCAACAAGAUCACUUUCUCCGAGCAGUGCUACUAUGUCUUCGGAGACCUCAGUGGUGGCUGUGAGAGCUACCUGGUCAACCUGUCUUUGAAUGACAAUGAUGGUUCCAGCGGAGCUUCGGACCAGGACACCCUGGCUCCUCUACCUGGGGCUACCCCAUGGCCCCUGCUACCCACCUUCUCCUAUCAGUACCCAGCUCCCCACCCAUACAGUCCCCAGCCCCCACCCUACCAUGAGCUUUCGUCCUACACGUAUGGUGGGGGCAGUGCCAGCAGCCAGCACAGUGAGGGGAGCCGGAGCAGUGGGUCUACACGGAGCGAUGGUGGGGCAGGGCGCACUGGGAGGCCUGAGGAACGGGCCCCUGAGUCCAAAUCCGGCAGUGGCAGUGAGUCAGAGCCUUCCAGCCGGGGGGGUAGCCUUCGACGGGGUGGGGAACCUGGUGGGGCUGGUGACGGGGGCCCUCCUCCAUCGAGGGGUUCUUCAGGGGUUGUCCCCAAUCUCCGAGCCCACCCAGGGCUCCAUCCCUAUGGGCCACCUCCUGGCAUGGCCCUCCCCUAUAACCCCAUGAUGGUGGUUAUGAUGCCCCCACCCCCACCUCCUGUUCCCCCAGCAGUGCAGCCCCCAGGGGCCCCUCCCAUUAGAGACUUGGGCUCUGUGCCCCCUGAGCUGACAGCCAGCCGCCAGAGCUUCCACAUGGCCAUGGGUAACCCUAGUGAGUUCUUUGUGGAUGUGAUGUAGACCCCCCCCCCAGUGGGGCCACUUGGUGCUCCUGCUGUGAUUGGUGUCCUGUCAAUCACGUGCUCACAAUGCCUCUGGCUGCCCUGCUCAGCCUACUGGCUGCUGCUGUCUGUCGGGGCUGUUGCCACUGUGACUCCUACCAGCCGUGCCUGGUUCCUCCCUCUUCUCUCGGGGGUGUACAAGGGACCUUUCAUUAUUUUUAGCUUUAUUAUUUUUUUAUAAGCCUUUUGAGGAUUAAAAAUAGACUUUCUUACACUUUUUGGAAUAUUUUUUUAUAGACAGUUCCUCUUUUAUAUGAAGAAUCCCUGUUCUCCCAGGCCCCUCUUCUAACCCCAAAAUGUGACCUCCUACUCCAGUCACCCAGUUAGUUAUGCCCUGUGCAGGGUGGUGGGUGGUCAGUGGUACCCUGGGAGGAGGAAGGGGAUUGGUCACCCCAGACAGCAGUUGAAGGAAACUGGGGUCUUGGGGGGCCAUGUAGCUGCCUUUGUUAAUCUAUUUAUUUUAGUCACUUGUAUAAAACACCAAAUAAAGCAAUAGAGGCAAACUC
Chrysochloris asiatica (Cape golden mole) is the source of this 2829-nucleotide messenger RNA. It is a transcript of the gene DVL2, whose product is annotated as dishevelled segment polarity protein 2. Gene Ontology annotation, biological process: canonical Wnt signaling pathway; intracellular signal transduction. Gene Ontology annotation, cellular component: cytosol. Lineage: Eukaryota; Metazoa; Chordata; Mammalia; Afrosoricida; Chrysochloridae. The record is from RefSeq and is a predicted model, not a curated record. The transcript has 15 exons. Bases 87 to 2282 code for a protein of 731 amino acids. Gene Ontology annotation, molecular function: frizzled binding.